This is a messenger RNA of Larimichthys crocea (large yellow croaker), 1172 nucleotides long. Its product is annotated as phospholipid hydroperoxide glutathione peroxidase. The record is from RefSeq and is a predicted model, not a curated record. Gene Ontology annotation, molecular function: phospholipid-hydroperoxide glutathione peroxidase activity; glutathione peroxidase activity. The transcript is spliced from 7 exons. Gene Ontology annotation, cellular component: mitochondrion; nucleus. Gene Ontology annotation, biological process: response to oxidative stress. NCBI's taxonomy places the organism in Eukaryota, Metazoa, Chordata, Actinopteri, Sciaenidae.
CAUGGUAGUUCAGUGGGCGGGGUUGGAAAGAUCACGUGACUCCGGUUGUCACCGCCAUGCGGCUGUUGAGACCGGCAGUGUUAUUGGGUUUAGUGGGGAGCAGAGGUGUACGGAGAAGUAUGUGUGCUCAAGUCGGAGACUGGCAGAGCGCCAAGUCAAUAUACGAAUUCUCUGCCAAGGACAUUGAUGGCAAUGAGGUGUCCCUUGAGAAAUACAGAGGGGACGUGUGCGUCAUUGUAAAUGUAGCCUCCAAAUGAGGAAAGACCAAGGUAAACUACACUCAGCUAGCGGGAAUGCACGCCUCCUAUGCUGAGAAAGGUUUACGCAUCCUGGGCUUCCCCUGCAACCAGUUUGGAGGACAGGAGCCAGGGCCUGAUGCAGAAAUUAAAGAGUUUGCCAAAGGCCACAACGCCGAGUUUGACCUCUUCAGUAAGAUCGAUGUGAAUGGAGACAACGCUCACCCUUUGUGGAAGUGGAUGAAGGCACAGCCUAAAGGGAAAGGAACCCUGGGGAAUAACAUCAAAUGGAACUUCACAAAGUUUCUAAUUAAUAGAGAGGGACUAGUGGUGAAGCGAUAUGGCCCAACAGAUGAUCCCAGCGUUGUGGAGAAGGACCUACCUACGUACCUGUAAUACAUCUGUCCCAUAUGUGUUUGUUUGAGUCCUGACCUCUUACAUGGACUUCAGGGCAUUGGUGUGAGUGUGUCUGGACCAGUGACGGCCUGUCUGUAAACCCAGCAUUGGGGAGGGCAGGCCUGAUGAUCCAUAGCGUGCAAACUAAUCUCCAGAACUCACCCACACCAAACCCAUAAGACCAUGUGAGAGGUACCAAUGUGGAGGCACUUGACAUCUUACUUUAAACUCAAAGCAGCCAUUCCUUUAUCACAUACAAACCCAAUUGAAUCCUUUAUUAGUGUUAACUGAAUCAUUUAUGAGUGUUAACUGACAAGUUAGAGCAUGUGUCAAUGUCAUUUUUACUAAAGACAUAAGAUGCCAUAAACAUCAGAGUUCUGAAAAUCUACUGAUUAUACUAUUUUGUUAGUAACUUACCUUGUUGAAGAGCCUGUUAUUGUGUCUGAAACUCAUGUCUUGUGUGAUGAAAUGAAGAAAUAACUGCUGUCCUGGACGUCCAUUUGUCAAUUUACCUGGAGUAUUAAAAUCUAAUUUAAUUGA